Molecule: messenger RNA, 345 nt
Organism: Cotesia congregata
Lineage: Eukaryota; Metazoa; Arthropoda; Insecta; Hymenoptera; Braconidae
Source: the annotation of a GenBank genome assembly
CGAACCAGUGUUGACCUAACGCUGGGUUUUCUUGCCUUGGCUAUUAAAUGGCAAACCAGUGUUGGCACAGGCUCGGAUAAUCAUUGGGCCGGCCGAGGCUUGAUUGCCCAGUCUUGGCCUAGGCUCGGUCUUGAGCCAAUAUCGGUGCGCCAAGCUGGGUUGCCCAGUACUGGGCCAGAUAAGGCCCCGUCAUUUAACUCUGGCAGUUCCCACAUGGGAAGAUUGAAAAUCCACGCCGAAUACAAACCCAAUUUUUUGAAAUUAUUUUUAUGCGUUUAUAUGUUAAACAUUCUAAGAAAUAUUGUUAUUCAAUUAUGGUUAGUAUAUAAUAAAAGCCCUCGCCAG